AUAUGUUUUAAAACAAUCAUGUUUCUGCCUAAAACUAUUCUGGUUCUGUUUAUCAUUGUCCUGGUUCUUUGUUACACAAAGUUGAUUCUUUUUAAAACUGUCUUAGUCUUGUUCAACACGGUCCUGAUAAUAUUUAAUACUUUUAUGUUUUUGUUUGAUACCGUCCUAUUACUCUCUAUCACUGUCCUGGUUCUGCUAACAUUGUCCAGCGUCUGUACAACACAAUUCUGUUUCUGUGUAUUACUGUCAUGGUUCUGUUUAACACUGUUCUGAUUCUGUUUUACACUGGCAUAGUCUUGUUUAACACUUUUCUGUUUCUGUUAAAUAUUAAUCUGGUACUUUUAAACGCCAUCGUACUUCCGUUUUACAAUGUUUUGUUUCUGUUUAACACAGUCCUUGUGUUCUUAUUAGACCUUUCCGUCUAA
Lymnaea stagnalis (great pond snail) is the source of this 425-nucleotide messenger RNA. Lineage: Eukaryota; Metazoa; Mollusca; Gastropoda; Lymnaeidae. The record is from the annotation of a GenBank genome assembly.